This is a messenger RNA of Apis cerana (Asiatic honeybee), 4217 nucleotides long. RefSeq names its product BRICHOS-like domain-containing protein out at first (gene oaf). The record is from RefSeq and is a predicted model, not a curated record. NCBI's taxonomy places the organism in Eukaryota, Metazoa, Arthropoda, Insecta, Hymenoptera, Apidae.
GAUGACAAUAUAGUUGUGAAUGUAUGCUUUACAAAAUGUAUGAAGUAGGAAAUUGUUACGAUUAGGUUAUAUUUAAAGUAUCUAUCUUUCAAAUAAAUGACGAUUCAUUAUAAUUAAUUGCAGUAGUGUUUAAUAUUGUGACAGAUGUAAUCAUAACAUGCGACAAUGAAGAAAUUCAACGAAUUAUUUACAAUUUGUUUCUUGUUACAUUAUUUCUAUAGCGUUUGUAUAACUCAUUUGCUCAUAAAUGUCAAAAAUCAGGGUGGUGAUAUUUUGUUAGAAACAAUUUCUUCCAAUGUUACUGAAGAUGUUAUUACCCUAGAAUUUCAAUGUUCAGAUGGUACAUUGGUAACACAACUUAUUGAUUUCAAAAAUGAAGUACAAAUAAUAAAAGCUUUAGUUUUGGGUGAAGAAGAACGUGGUCAGAAUCAGUAUCAAGUUUUGUGUUUUGUUAAUCAUUUUUUUAAAGUGGAUUUCAUAUCUUCUGAUGCAAUGUCUAAAUUAAGGCAAAAAAAUCCAGGCACUGUACGUGUUGCAGAGGAAGAUAAGGGUCAUGUAAAUUAUACUAUGGACUUAUUCAUAGAUGUAUCUGAAUCUAAAGAUAUCUCUAAGCAUAUUGCAAUUCUUUGUGGAGAAGCAGCUGGAUCUGCUUAUACUAGAAAUGAAGAUAUAAAACAAUGGAUUCAAAGGCCUGGUUCAUCUGAACUUUCAUUGAUGGCAGCUGUAUAUAACUUUAGCACAAAUUCUUUGACACAACAAGGUACAAAUGAUUCAAGAUCUUUAUUUGUAACAAGAUGUGCAGAUACAUCGAAUAUGUGGGCACCUUGUACAUGUUCAUUAGAGUUAUGUAUUGGAUGGUAUCCAUGUGGUUUAAAAUUUUGCAAAGGCAAAAGUGAUGGUAAAAAAGCAGCUACUCCAUAUAAGUGUGGCAUUAAAACAUGUAAAAAGUGUUUUAUAUUCUCAUAUUAUUCUAAGAUGAAGCAGAAUUGUUUAUGGGAUGAAUGACAUAUAAGAACACUGUAGAUAUAUAGGUAAUUUAUAAAAAGUUAAACUUUUUCAGAGCAUGAGAAAAUAUUAUUUUCUUAAUUUAUCAUUUUUAUAUUAACAAAAAUAUAAUUCAAAUUUUUUUUUCAAUUUUUUCUUAUUCAAUAUUAAAUACUUGUAAAUAUCAACAUCUGUGACAAAUAGUACUAUUGUUUUAAGAUUUAUAAUUUCAUUUUAUUAUAUAUAUAUAUUAUAUAUAUAUAUAAAACUAUUACAUUACAUUUUUAUCAAGAUAGCAAUUUUUUUAUCUUUUAUAAGAAAAUUUUCUCUUUUAAAUUUGUAAUAUUUUCUUCAUGAUGCAUUUAAGAAAAACUAGAGAAUAAUUUAAAAUCAAUCAUUAUAAAACUUUUAGAUCUGCUCUGUUUAUUGAUGAAGUUUCUGAUGCCAUAUAUAGUUCUCUAUUUGUAGUAAAUACUAAUAUGAGAUGAACAAAUCAAAUUUAAAUAGACAAAUAUUAAUAUUAUAUUUGCAGAACUUGUCAAUAUCAUUGAUGUGCUUUUAAAGUGCCAGUGUUUUUCUAUACAGAUGCACGAUGGAUAUCGACGAUUCCAUUAAUUACGAAAGCAGAGUGAGGAAAAUUCUUGGUACAUGUUACUAGAAUGUCAACAGACUUUUAGAUUAGAUGGAUUCUUACUUUUAUAGAUUGUACUGAAUGGAUGCAUUUGUAACACUAAUAUUUGUAUUUUAUUAAAAUAACGAAUUAAGAACUUUAUAAAAAAAAUAAAAUAUAAAAAAUAAGAAAAAAAAAAUUAUUGAAGAAGAAAAAAUGAAACUAAUUCUAAAAGAUUUUUUAUAUAUCUUAUUAUAUGAAAAUUAUUUAAGUUUAUUACUUAUCAUACAUCAUACAUUCCUAAAUUAAUAUUCUCUAAAAUUAAUGUAUUUAUCAAAAAGGUAAUCAUUCCUAAUCUUAUAUUAUAAUGUCUUACAAAGUACAUACUAUUUAACAUAUGUACAUUGUCACAGAUGUGCGUAUUAGUAUUAUAAAUUCAUGUACUUUCUCACAAAGCAACAUUGUUAUUGUAUAAUGAAAGGCAUAUAAUUGUUCGAGUAUAAAUUCGAACAUUGUUUCUUUAAUUAUUCAUUGCCGUUUAAACUUGCGGCAAUAAGUAUUUAUAUAUACACAUUAAUAUAUUAGGAUAAUAUAAGUUACAAAUAAUCCAUUCAGAAUAACGUGAUGAUUGCACGUUUAAUUUACACGCGUAUAGUAUCAUGAUAUAUUAAACGAUGUAUAAUACGCGCAAUUUUUUCUUAAAUUAUUAAAGAUACGGAAGAAUUGUUUUUGAAUUUAUAAUACAUAUGGAAAAAUAUAACAUUAGGUUAGAAUUUUUUAUGCUUUAUGCUGUUUUGUUUGAACAAUGUAGAUAAAAUGAUUAAUAUAAAAUUUUAUAAUUUUUUAAAAAAUAUUUUAUAAACAAUUCUUAUUUAUCAAAUGAAUUAACUCGUAUUACUAACAACUUUAUUAUAUUUUUAAUAAUUUAUAAGAAAUGAUUACGCGUAUUUAUUUAAACAAUAAACGCACGGGUGUCUGUACAGAAUUUUAUACAUGACUUGUAAAGCUGCCAUUUACAUAAGUUAGGUUUCAAUUGUACAUAAUGCAAAAGAGAAAAAGCUGACACAAAUAUAAGCAAUGAAAAAUUAAGUACGUGAAUGAAUUAGAUUUCUGUAUAUAAAGAAUAUUUGUUAAUAACCGAAACGUACAGUUCAUAAUAUAUAUACAUAUAAUAUAUGAAAUAAUCGAUGAAUGAAAUAUUGUUGAUUUAUAUGAAAUAAGAAUUCACUAUUUGUACAAAACGUUUGCUUGGCAUUUAAAUGAGAGAGAUAAAAAUGAGAGUAUACGUUUCAUAGCAAACCACUAUAAACAAGACUGCAAUAUCUGUCCAAUUUAAUAAUAAACAUAUUAUAUAUACACGUUGCAAUUCUCCGUGCUUCCUCACUGACAAAACCGUAUUUAAAUUUUCUAGUGUAAGAAAAAGAUAAACAAAAAUGGGAAAUAUACUAUGUACACAUAUUGCACAUACUUACGCCUGUAAUCGAAUAUUUAUGAAACUUGUAAGCGUUAAACGGCACACACGUAUCGUACCUCGCUCACGUUUGUAUCAUCUAUUAGUUCCAUACUAUACUUCACUAAAAAUAAGACAAACGAAGAAAAAAAUGUAUCACUUUAUUCAUUAAGAACGAACUUUAUACGUGUGAGUCAAUGAUAUAACUCGAUUAAGUAAUUCGAACGUGAACUGUGUAACCGGUUAGUUUGUAAACAGCAAUAUAAAUUUGUACAUUGUGUAUAUACGUAUUUAUAAUCUAUAGGGCGACUCAUAAGAAAAAUGGAUCAAAUGAAUAAUUUUUUUUUUAAUCUUAUUGAAAACUUGAAUAAUAUAAAUAUACAUUUUAAAAAUAUUUUAAAGAAAUGAAUUUUUUUUAAUUUUCAAAAUAAUUAAACAUGAUAUAGUCGAUAUAAAAUUUUUUGGAUCAAAUUUACAAAAUUAUUAUUUCUUAAAAUUAUAAAGUAAAGAAAUUUAAAAUUCCAUUUUAUUAAUUUUGGAAAUUAAAAAUAAUCGAUUUAAAAAAAAAGAACAUUAAUUUAUAAAUAGAUAUUUUAAUAUUUCUCGUUAUAUUUGAAAAAAAUUUGAUUCAUCAUUUUUUUGUGAAUCAUCCUGUAUAUUUAUUAUUAGUUAUUAAAUAUGGUAUAGACAGAUUGCAAAAUAUUCAAGAUGUUAUCAUUAGUAUAUCGACAAUUAUAUGUCAUUUAACGUGUACGAUGAAAAAAAAACAGAAAAAAAGGAGAAACAUAAAAAGAAAUCCACAUGAAUAACGAAGAUUAAUUAUUAAUGUAAUAUAAUUUAAAUUAAGAAAAAGUUUUCAAACUAUUGUUCCUGUUUGAAAAAUUCUUAUAUUAUGUUAACCUUUCUUUCUCUUUUUCUCUCUCAAAUAAUGAAAGCACUGAUCUAUUAUGACUAACUUGCGAACAUUGUGUGGUCACUUUGGUUAAUAUGGUGGGGGGUUAGGAAACGAGAAAAGGAAGGAGAUAACUAAUAGAAUUUAAACGUUUUUCUAUCAACACUUCGAAUUGGAACUUAAUGUUACUCACCGUGUAUGAUUUCAAUUUUACAAUAUAACAUUGUAACUUAUACAUAUAUUUUUUAUAUAUAUUUAAUAAAAAGAACGAAUAAAAUAAA